CCUCAUUCCAGGAUUGGAACAGUUCAAUAUUUCCUCCACAUCCAGUCCCUCCUCGCAGCCCACUCUCCUCCUCCUCCUCCUCCCCCCAGCCCUCGUCCUCGUAAGGCUACUUGGCCAGAUGGUGCAGCCUUUUCUUUUGUUUACUCAUCCGCCAUGAGUUGCCCUAACUGGUCCUAGCUACUCAAGUAUGGAUGCUGCCUGGGAGCCGCCAUUCGACAAGUGGAGAAGUCUUUCAACUGGAGAGUGAUGUAGAGGUCCACUUUAGGAAGGUUGUACCAGAGUCCAAACCUUCACCCCGUGGUGGAGCUCUUCGACUAGAAGAUAGAUGUUCACUGGAUGCCGUGUGCUCCUGCUUGACAGAGACUGAAAUGUUUCUAAAAUAAAUGAGAGAAAAUACUCUUGCAUAAUGUUCAAGCAAGCCGAUACCUCAUCAAGACGACGUCCUCAUGGUGGAAAUGAUCCCAUCCGAUCCCAGUCUCCACCCCCGUCUGUCCAGCAGAGGAGAAUCCGUACUGUGGAGGUGGCAAGAGGGCGGACGGGGUAUGGUUUUACACUCUCGGGCCAAAACCCAUGUGUGCUCAGUUGCAUCCUGAAAGGAAGCCCUGCGGAUUACGUCGGUUUACGUUCAGGGGACCACGUCCUUUCUGUCAAUGACAUCAAUGUCUCCAAGGCGUCCCACGAAGACGUGGUCAAACUCGUCGGACGCUGCACCGGCGUAUUGAAGCUGGUCAUCGGCGAGACAGAGCGCCACAGGCGACAUCAUCACCAGCAACGCAGCGCAGGGAGUCGUCACCAUAGCAGCAACGCUAUGGCCGCAUCUUACCAGGACUCGUGCUCCAGUGACGACGAGUUGGACGGCCUUUAUGAUAACAGCAUCAACAACAACAACAACAGCGCCAGGGCUGGCUGUGGAGUUCACGGGGUCUGGUUCAGACCCAAAUUGGAUUCGAAGCAGCUCGGCAUCAACCGGGCUGAGAGGGUGGUGGCAGAGCUGCAAUCCGGAGGAAUUUUUAACAUGAUUUUUGAGAAUUCCAGCCAUUCGUCCAGCAGCUCUGACAAGGAAAGACCUGCACACACUUCAUCGUCUAAACCGCGCCCGUCAUCCGAUGCCGAGUUCCCCGCCUAUCGAAACCCCUCCAACCCCGUCCAGCUCUCAGAGGAGGAAAUGGCCCAAGUUCUUAAUGAUGACUCGGUUUUCCUGGACACAGAUUUUCAGCGUCUCCACCUUCAUCAUCACCAACAAGACAUGGACGUAGGGGAUGGCCGUGACUUGGUCCUCGAGCCCAGUCAGGACAUUGUCAACGUGGGCAUGAUUGUUGGCUACCUGGGCUCCAUUGAGCUGGCCUCCACGGGUACCAGCCUGGAGAGUGACAGCCUGCAAGCCAUCAGAGGAUGCAUGAGGCGCCUCAGGGCUGAACACAAGAUCCAUUCCCUGGUCCUCAUGAAGGUCAUGUAUGACAGUGUGCGUCUAUGCAAUGACAGAGGGCAGAUCCUCGCCAUGUAUCCUGCAGAAAAACUAGCCUUCAGUGCCUGUUGUCCUGAUGACCGACGAUUCUUCGGACUGGUCACCAUGCAGGCUACAGAUGAUUGUCAGUUCAACAGAGGACGAUACGAUGAAGGCGGUUUGAGGACUUCUUGUCACGUGUUCAUUGUGGACCCCGACCUGUGUCACCACCAGGUCCACUUAGGUGUAGCCAGACGGUUCGGCUUUGAAUGCACCCCUGAGCCAGACACCGGAGGCUGUCUGGAGUUCCCACCCAGCUCUCAGUCUCUCCUCCACUUUGUGUCUGUACUCUACCGGGACAUGGGGGACAACAUUGAGGGGGUCCGUGCCCGAGCGUUUCACGAUCCAGACAAUGACGCCCAACAGAACCACAGCACCAGCAGCAACAGCGAUAGCGGGAUUGGUAACUUUUUACCCGAGGAGAAGAGUAACAGAGUGCUGUUAGUGGAUCUAGGAGGCCCACCUAACCACAAUCACGUUUCUGGACCACGCCAGUGGGACAGCCCACCUUCCUCUCAGCAGGCGUGGAGCCCCACCCUAGGAGUUGCGGCCUCUCACCCACCUCCCCCUCCGCCUGCUAUAAGAAAUGGCCACUACCUGGCUGACCUGCCUCAUCCCCUCCCACUGGCUCAGCCUGACGUCCCGGCGAGACAUCCCCGAGGGGUCCACCCCCACCAUUACUCACAGGGCAAGUGGGGAGGAGCUGUCGGGGGUGGGGACAAGAGAGGGGCUGGAGGAGGGGCGGAGCCGCAGCGUUGGUUGCCAGUCCACGUGCUGAGAGACUGGCAUCAGCAACACCACCACCUCCAGGGUCUCAGCAGCGAUCAGGAGUCGUACGCCGAAUCCACCGACGGGUGGUCAUCAGCCAACUGCAGCACCCUGCCUCCACCCAUGAAUAAGAUCCCCGCCGACCGUUACCGGGCCCCUCUGGUCCCCGGAGAACACCUGCCACCACCUGGAGGCUGCCAGCCUCCACCUCCUUUGCACACCCAGACCCACACUCACCGGCUGGCUGCUCAGAAAGACGAGUGGGCCAAGAAGCUCUUUGGUGCUGGGGACAACGAGAAGAAGCGAGGAGGCGCCAAAGACGCUGAGAAAAAGGCUGGUCGAUUCCGAGGUCUGACCAUGGGUUUCCCACCUCUUGCCCCACGUUCCUCAGCCAGACGCUCCUUUGGACGUUCCAAACGUCUCAGCUUGGCUCGUUCCCUGGAUGACCUGGAGUCCACUGCAGUCUCUGACGGAGAACUGAACAGCGUGGAGCUCCAGGGCUGCAGCAGUGACAACAGCCUGAACAGCAAUGCCAGCCUCCCCAGUGUCCAGAGUCACCGGCGCCACACUGAGCGGAGAGUGGCAAGCUGGGCUGUGUGCUUCGAGAGGCUGUUGCAGGACCCCGUGGGAGUCCGCUAUUUCUCGGAAUUCCUGAAGAAAGAGUUCAGUGAGGAGAAUAUUCUGUUCUGGCAGGCAUGUGAGUUCUUCAGCCACGUCCCUGAAAAUGACAAGAAACAGUUGUCUCAGCGAGCCCGGGAAAUCUACAACAGCUUCUUGUCCAGUAAAGCCACCACACCGGUCAACAUAGACAGCCAAGCUCAGCUCGCCGACGACAUCCUCAACGCCCCACGACCUGACAUGUUCAAGGAGCAGCAGUUACAGAUAUUCAACCUGAUGAAGUUUGACAGCUACACACGCUUCCUCAAGUCUCUGCUUUACCAAGAAUGUAUGUUAGCCGAGGUAGAGGGCCGACCCCUGCCUGACCCUUACCACAUCCCCAGCAGCCCCACCUCCAAACACAGCACCACGGGCUCAGACCGCUCCAACUUGUCCACACCCAAGAAGGAGGACAAACGCAGCAAGUCAGGACGAUCUUUAAAUGAUGACAGCCGGGAUGAUUCAGGAGACCGAAGGAAGGGCAUGUUCUUUUCCUGGUCCCGCAACAGGAGCUUUGGCAAAGGGCCCAAGAAACGGGAACUGACGGACUUUAAUUACAAUUUUGCUGGUGGUCGCCGUGAGUCGCAGGGUUCACUCUCAUCAGGUGCCAGUCUAGAACUUGGGACAUCUGUAUCGGGGAAGAAUGAAGGAGAUGUUUCUCGUGUGGGGGUAUCAGAGCGUGGCGGCGGCGGCGGUAGCGGCAGCGCCCCCCUCAGGCAAUGUAAUAUAAACUUGCCAGACGGCUCGUGUUGCUCUGUGCCGCUGAGGGCUGGUGUGUCCAUCAGGGACUUGUUGUUGGGCCUUUGUGAGAAGCUCUGCAUCAACCUGGCAGCUAUCGACCUGUUCCUGGUCGGAGGGGAGAAGCCACUUGUUUUGGACCAAGACUGUAUGACUUUGUGCUCUCGAGACCUCAGACUUGAGAAGCGCACUCUCUUUAGGCUCGACUUGGUCCCUAUUAACCGCUCAGUGGGGCUAAAAGCGAAGCCCACCAAGCCAGUGACAGAGGUUCUCAGGCCCGUGGUGGCCAAAUAUGGUCUGCACCUAUCAGAUUUGGUGGCGCGCAUUAGUGGUGAAUCCGAGCCCUUAGAUCUCGGCCUUCCUAUAUCCAAUCUGGAUGGACUUAGAGUGGUUUUGGAUAUAGCCGAGCACACGCCAGGAAAGGCUCCAUCUAAAAGCCACAUCCAGGCCUCUCCGAGCAGAAACCAAUCAACAACAGGGGAGGACAGGCAGUCAAGGAAAGCCGCUUCCGCUCACCCCCAUGGGGAAAACGGCAAGGCCGGGCCCAGCCUUGACACAAGCAGUCAUCCUUUACCCAACCACUCUGUCUCUCUUCAUAAGGCUCCGGAGAAAAGAAAGCAGAAAAAGAUUAAUAUAGACGAAGCUGAAGAGUUCUUCGACCUCAUAUCCAAAGCUCAGAGUAACAGAGCUGACGACCAGCGAGGCCUGUUGAACAAAAGCGACCUGCAGCUCCCGGAUUUUCUGCGCUUGUCACCAGUGGUAACGAACCGAGCCGGACCUCCAAGCUACGACCCUGAGCCUGGUUGCUCCACUCCUUAUUCCCGUAACUCCGGCAAUAGCGGCUUCCCUAGCGGUCGCCUCGGAAACAAGACCAACCACAAUGACAGGGGAAGCGGUAGCGGCCAUUUUCUCAAUGCGAGUUAUCAGUCCCAGAGCUUGGACUCAGCGUUGGGGUCUGAUAGCGCAGGAUGGGCGGAUGGCAGACCCCCUUCGUCCCUGUUCCCUGCCACAAUCUCACCCAUACACCCGUCCCGGGAGGCACAUCACGGUGCGUUCAAGGAUACCGGCAGAGCGGCGUCGGUUCAGAUGCUGGAAGAGGACGCCCUGUCGGACCUGACUUUGGUAGGCGAGGCGGAACUCAACAGCCCCAGCCUCAACUACGUCACGCUGUCCGCGCUGCAGUCUAAACCCCACGCUCGACCCCGACAACAAUCACAAGACGGUCGGCCUAGCUCAGGUACCUCCCCUGUUUGACCUUUCACCUCUCCCUUUCUCCUGGCUAUAAGUGGGAACAAGUUGAAUGAAUGCAUCCACGUCUCCUCCCUUCCUGUAGUCAGUUUUUUCCCAUGUGGGACAAUUAAAAAACUGUGGUACAGAAUCAUGAACUCCCGGUGUACAAAAACAAUAACUAACACUAUACAUGUUUUGAUGUGUUCAAAUAGUGACGUAUGCACUGUGACCAGAACCCCUAAGUAGGUUAGACAUAAGACGAAGAAGCCGAAGCGAGGAUAAAUGGAUGCAUUAAGAGUUGUCCAUUGAAUUUUCCCUGUGUGGUGUGGAUCUGUGUGAACUUUUAAGCGGGCUUGCUGUGGAUUUUAUUUUUGUUGUCUUUCCUAGAGAUGUAAAAGUAAGAGUGUGGGGUUGAGGGGAGCAUCGAACUCCCCCGUCACCAACAGAAUGAUGCACUUUAGCCAAUUAUGAAUAUGACACGCGUUAAAAUCACUCCCUCAACGUUUUGACUUGAAAGUACAGUAUCUUCUAAUUUAUAUUAUUUGUUCGGUGAUCACAUGCUCUACAUCCGGAGGGCCCCCCCCCCUCCAGUGUGUUUCUGGACCAUGUUUUGUAUUCAGCGUUGCUGCACACUGACCCCAUAAAUUCCGACUCCAUGCUAUAGUUGCGUGAAUAAACACAUUUUUUUUUCA
Molecule: messenger RNA, 5589 nt
Organism: Doryrhamphus excisus (bluestripe pipefish)
Lineage: Eukaryota; Metazoa; Chordata; Actinopteri; Syngnathiformes; Syngnathidae
Gene: rgs12b
Product: regulator of G protein signaling 12b
Biological process (GO): signal transduction; regulation of G protein-coupled receptor signaling pathway
Cellular component (GO): plasma membrane; nucleus; cytoplasm
Molecular function (GO): protein binding; GTPase activator activity
Source: RefSeq, a predicted model, not a curated record